Messenger RNA from Betta splendens (Siamese fighting fish), 1640 nucleotides. RefSeq lists its product as uncharacterized. Bases 490 to 1251 code for a protein of 253 amino acids. The transcript has 6 exons. Gene Ontology annotation, biological process: cell surface receptor signaling pathway. NCBI's taxonomy places the organism in Eukaryota, Metazoa, Chordata, Actinopteri, Anabantiformes, Osphronemidae. Gene Ontology annotation, molecular function: transmembrane signaling receptor activity. The record is from RefSeq and is a predicted model, not a curated record.
GUUCAGUAUUAGCAUAAUAUUUGUGUGAAUGCUUCACCCAGUAACUCUAAUACAACAUAUUUAGUCCAAAUAUUAGGUACUUCUUAGUGUUUGUCAAAUCUAAAGUCACAGUGGUUUAUAGCCAGGAAAGAAACCAGACAAAACGCCCUCUAGAUGAGAAACCAACUCACUUCCUGAAUUAAACCACUGUUCUACAGGAAGACGCUGCCUCUGCUGCCUUCAACCCGUCUGUCCUUUAGUCAAACAUCCAGUCAGGCUUCCUCCAAUCUGUCAGGGUCCAUCUCACUGUCAGUCAGACAGACAGACAGACAGAAGCAGAGAUUUCAUCCUCAGACAGAAGUAAAGAUCUUAUUUAACUCCUGCAGCUAAACUCAGAAGCAGUUUUGUUCUUUGAAGGGAAACCACGGACUUCACACAGGAAGGAGGAGGAUUUGACGUGACGACACCAUGAAGUGACUGCAUCGUAGAUCUGACAAAGCCGGAGUCAGGAUGGAGGGAACGUCUCUGUGCCUCCUUGUGAUGUCAUCGCUGUGCUGCUCAACAAACCGAGCUUGUCUGAUUGAAAGUCCCAACGCAUCUCAGCUGUUUGUGGGAGAUGUUGUGUCUCUGAGCUGCAACAACAAGUCGACAGGAUGCACAGUGAAAAGGAACACGAGCAGAGGACACAUGACUCAGUGCGGCGUCGACUGGGCAACAGCGGAUGAUCGUACCUGCACCAUCAGCCCCGCCAUCACGGAUGACAGUGGAGUUUACUGGUGCGAGUCCAGCUCUGCAUCCAGCAUCAUCAUCAGCAGCAGCAGCAGCAGCAGCAGCAGCAGCAGCAGCAGCAGCAGCAGCAGCAGCAGCAUCAACAUCAGUGUCUCUGGUGGAUCAGUGAUCCUGCAGAGUCCUGUCCUCCCUGUGAUGGAGGGACAUGAUGUCACUCUGCACUGUCAAACAAAGAGCCCUCCCUCCAAGCUCCCAGCUGAUUUCUAUAAAGAUGGCUCCCUCAUCAGGACUGAGCCUACAGGUCACAUGACCAUCCACCGUGUCACCAAGUCUGAUGAAGGAGCCUAUAAAUGCAGCAUCCAGGCUGGUGGAGAGUCUGCGUCCAGCUGGAUGCUGGUCUCAGGUGAAACUACAACCACCUCUGCAGCACCAACGUCUCCGCCUCCUGACUCCUCCCUCCAGCUCACCUUCCUUCUGCUCCUCCAGCUGCUGGUGUUCUGUCCCUACUUCAUCUCUACUCUCCUCAUGGGCGUCGCUGUAUAGACACAGACCUUCAAUUUCUGCACUUUGAAGCUCAUCACAACAAAUGAAGCUGAUGCCCUGACGCAAAUACACUGAUCGCACGCACGCACGCACGCACGCACGCACGCACGCACGCACGCACGCACGCACGCACGCACGCACGCACGCACACUCUCUCUCUCUCUCUCUCUGAUUCAUUUGGUUGUAAGUCACACAGACGCAUUCUGACUUCUUCCCUGUCAUUUAUUAAAGCCAGGAAGGUAAAGAAACUACUUGACAAAAUGUUAUCUAGACACAAUCUACUGUAAAACCAAUGUCUGAAAUGAAGAGAAAAGAUCUGAAUUCAUGACCUGAUGAAGCCUCAUGUUUCUGUCAUGUAUUAGCAAUAAAAAUAAAUGUGAGAUAUGCUA